AAACAGUGUGUUAUAAAACCUAAACAGCAGCGGGCUCGUGAAACCGGUUGUAUAAUAGGAAACAGCUAACGUGUUUCUCGUCACUGGACUGCUAAAAAGCCCGCUUCUCUGUCGGAGGUUUCUCUCGGUUCGCUUCAGACUUACUUCAAGUUUUAUUUAUUGUAUGUUGCACUGCAUUUGGAGGAGCUCAUCUUUUUCCUCUAAACCAAGGCAACUCUUGAGGCUUGCUGCCCACAGUAAUCAGAGGCCCUCCUCAGUAUUCUCCUGCCUGACCAAGUCAUUCACCAGUCAAACCAUCAUGUCAGGCAAAAAACGCAAGGCAACAUCUGCUGCUGCUGCUAAAGACCCCAGUGCCAAGCAGCAGAAGUUGGCUCCCAUGGAGGAGGAGAAGGAGGAGAGAGCUGGGGGCUGGCUGCAGGACCUUGUGAAGCAGCAGAGGACAAAGAAUAAGGAGAUGAAAUUCAACAAAAAGCGCCUCCGUUUUAUAUCUGACACUGAAAAGAUAAAGCAGGGCUCAGAGGGUGUCUUGUACUGGAUGUCAAGAGACCACAGAGUACAAGAUAAUUGGGCGCUGGUCCACGCUCAGCAGCUUGCCCUGAAGGAGAACCUUCCUAUGCAUGUCUGCGUCUGCCUGGAUGUCCCAAAAUCAGAACUCUCCACUCUGAGACAUUACAGCUUUAUGCUGAAAGGUCUGGAAGAAGUUGCAAAGGAAUGCAAAACCUUAGACAUCCAGUUCCAUUUGCUGCAUGGUUCAGCAGGGGAAGUUCUCCCUGGCUUCGUGUCAGACCGCUGCCUGGGGGCGGUGGUGACAGACUUCUCCCCCCUCAGAGAGCCACUGAAGUGGUUGGAGGACGUCAAAAAGAGGCUUCCAAAGGACAUUCCCCUCAUACAGGUUGAUGCCCACAAUAUUGUUACCUGCUGGGAAGCAUCGCCUAAACUUGAGUACGCCGCCAGGACAAUCAGAGGAAAAAUCAACAAGCUUUUGCCAGAGUUCCUCACUGAUUUUCCUCUUGUAGAGAAACACCCCUUCACAGCUACAAGAACUGCCAAACCAGUAGACUGGGACAAAACCCUAGCUUCCCUGCAGGUUGACCGAGCAGUCGGAAUGCCGGAGUGGGCUAAGCCAGGCACCAAGGCAGGGAUAGCCAUGUUGGAGUCCUUCAUUGAUGUACGCCUUAAACAGUUUGACACCCAACGCAACGACCCCAAUGCAGCCGCCCUCAGCCAGCUCUCCCCUUGGAUCCGCUUUGGCCACCUGUCAGCCCAGCGUGUGGCGCUGCAGGUUCAGAGCAGAGGGAAGAACGCAGGUCAGUCCGUCUCCUCCUUCAUCGAGGAGCUGGUGGUGCGCAGGGAGCUGACUGACAACUUCUGCUUCUACAACAAAAAGUACGACAGCGUGGAGGGUGCGUAUGAGUGGGCUCAGAAGACGUUGAAAGAUCACGCCAAAGACGAGAGGCCAUAUCUCUACACGCGUGAGCAGCUGGAGAAAGCAAAGACACAUGACAAACUGUGGAACGCCGCUCAGCUCCAGAUGGUCACUGAGGGGAAGAUGCAUGGUUUCUUGAGGAUGUACUGGGCCAAAAAGAUUCUGGAGUGGACUUCUUCACCAGAGGAGGCGCUCUCGAUCGCUCUGUACCUGAACGAUCGCUAUGAGCUGGAUGGCCAGGACCCUAACGGUUUUGUCGGUUGUAUGUGGUCUAUUUGUGGCAUCCAUGACCAGGGCUGGGCAGAGAGACCCGUUUUCGGAAAGAUCCGCUACAUGAACUACAAGGGCUGCCUUCGGAAGUUUGACGUAGCCCGAUUUGAGAGAAAGUACUGUCCCAAAAACCUUUGAAGCAUAAAAUGUUUUGAAGGAUGGGAAUAAAAUGCCUGACAGCCUAUAUCUCCUACACCUGUACCCCAGGGAACAUUUGUACAGCCUAUCUUGCAGUGGAUUGUCUUCUUUUCUUUUUCAUUUACUGCUUGUUUUGUUCAAAACACCCAGUAUGUUGUUGCUUGGGGCUGUUUCUUUUACUGAAUAUUCAGACAUGUUUAUGCUUAUCAAGACUGUAAACUGUUUACUGGUAGUUUACUCUAUGGUGUGCUGUUGCUUAACAUUAGAUUAUGAUCUGUGGUGCCUACUUAGUAAGCAGAAAGAGCUUUUACUUUGUUUUAUGCUACUUUUAUAUAUUAUAAAUUUUAUUUUACACAAAG
Molecule: messenger RNA, 2193 nt
Organism: Siniperca chuatsi (mandarin fish)
Lineage: Eukaryota; Metazoa; Chordata; Actinopteri; Centrarchiformes; Sinipercidae
Gene: cpdp
Product: CPD photolyase
Exons: 10
Coding region: 164-1834 (556 amino acids)
Biological process (GO): photoreactive repair
Molecular function (GO): deoxyribodipyrimidine photo-lyase activity
Source: RefSeq, a predicted model, not a curated record